Messenger RNA from Salvia splendens (bonfire salvia), 579 nucleotides. Its product is annotated as extensin-like. Lineage: Eukaryota; Viridiplantae; Streptophyta; Magnoliopsida; Lamiales; Lamiaceae. The transcript has 10 exons. Bases 1 to 579 code for a protein of 192 amino acids. The record is from RefSeq and is a predicted model, not a curated record.
AUGGCUAGAGGAACACCACCGCCUGACGUUGGAGCUGAGGGGUGCGGUCAAUGGCGUUGGGUAAUCCGCCAAGGGCCCACUUCAGAGCAAGAUGUUCCAAAGCCAACCGAUGCAAAGCGUUGGGUAAUCCGCCAAGGGCCUACUUCAGAGCAAGAUGUUCCAAAGCCAACCGAUGCAAAGCGUUGGGUAAUCCGCCAAGGGCCCACUUCAGAGCAAGAUGUUCCAAAGCCAACCGAUGCAAAGCGUUGGGUAAUCCGCCAAGGGCCCACUUCAGAGCAAGAUGUUCCAAAGCCAACCGAUGCAAAGCGUUGGGUAAUCAGCCAAGGGCCUACUUCAGAGCAAGAUGUUCCAAAGCCAACCGAUGCAAUGCGUUGGGUAAUCCGCCAAGGGCCCACUUCAGAGCAAGAUGUUCCAAAGCCAACCGAUGCGAAGCGUUGGGUAAUCCGCCAAGGGCCUACUUCAGAGCAAGAUGUUCCAAAGCCAACCGAUGCAAAGUGUUGGGUAAUUCGCCAAGGGCCAACUUCAGAGCAAGAUGUUCCAAAGCCAACUGAUGCAAAGACUAGGCGCUAUUUGAUAUAG